This is a messenger RNA of Aspergillus calidoustus, 4425 nucleotides long. The record is from the annotation of a GenBank genome assembly. Lineage: Eukaryota; Fungi; Ascomycota; Eurotiomycetes; Eurotiales; Aspergillaceae.
AUGGCUAGCAGCCGCCUCAGCCCACCCCGUCGGCCGUUUCAGCUACCCCCCACGUUGCCCCAGAAAGCCUCAGAUCGCCUGGCCGUGCCCAAAUAUGACGUUUCAGAUCCCCUCCUCGGAAAUUUAUCGCCAGAGUCGACUCUCCAAGCUCUUUCAAACACGGACGCCGUGCCGAAGAACGAAAAGGUUGCGCACGAUAUCCUCUCCAAGAGCAUCUCUCAAGCCUCCCCAACAGAACGGGCUCUCGGUAUACGCGCUGCUGUAGCUGCACAGAAGCUUGGUCAGUGGUAUAGGGAGGUACAGAAGUGGGAAUGGCCGAAACGAGCGGAUGCUCACUUGGGAAAGGGGUUCGUCCCUCCUACCGACGCGGAGAGGUCCGGGUACUAUGGAAGCCUCCCCGCAUCUGUUGUUGAGGAACACGAGAAACGCAUUGAAGAAAUCCGAGACGGAAUGGAGAGCUUGGACGUGGAAGAGUUGAAGGAGCACGUUCUCAACGCACACAUUCCAGGGAGGUCUCGGCCUUCGUCAGCCAACAGCACCAUCUCCGUGCCUCCCCCACUCAGCUAUGUUCAGUUGAGUGACUUUACUGCCGUGAUCACAGCAACUAUUCUUCGAGCCCUGCCGCUUCUAUCAAGAUUGAACAAUUUGCUCUCGACAUGGGAUGUACGACUGUUGGUUCUUAGGCAAAUACCCGGGCUUCUCCAGAGCUUACAGUUUGCUAGGUCGGAGCUGAACUCUGCUCUGGACCUGUUGACAUCUUCACAACCUCCCACAGAGCAAGAUGUUCUAUAUUCUAUUACUAAUUACCAUGCUAAGCGGGCCACUUUGGAGUCAAAUGUGCUAUCAGCCGGACGAAGGAUGGACCGUAUUCUGGAUUCGCUGGACGGACGCGAGGAUUCUCUCCCUGAGCAUUGGAUCGACGAUCUUGAAUCAACCGAAGCGGAUUUUGCCGCCUGGGUCAUGCAAGCUGAGAAGCGCACUGUUGAGAACGAAUGGCGUCGGCUAUCAGCCCGCUCCAGGGAGAACGACGAACCGCAAGUCGAGGCAGCCAAAUCUGAACUGGACAAAGAGGAAGAUGUCAAGGAUAUUUCCUCUGAAACCGUCAUCCCUCUACCUGCCGAGACACCAUUUGCGCAGCCAGAGGCAAGAGAUACCUCACCGGAGCCUGUAUCACAAACCAGGCCUGUCCCGAUACAAAUAGGACGCUCUCACCCAAUGGAAACCAUUGUCGAAGAGAUCGGAAGCCCGCUUGAACCGGCAGCCCAGCCAGCUGCGGAAAUCGACGAAUUCUGCACUGUGGCGGCUGAAACUGAACAGCUCGAGUCCCACUCGCCAUUGCCAGUCGAUACUGUGGAAACACACGAAGCUCCUACCCCAGUGCCGGCUAUGCAACUUGAUGCAGCUACCGAUGCGGAUCUUCGGGUCAAUGCACAAGAUGUUCCAGUAUCUGCAGCAGAGCAUGUAAUCAGCGCCUUGAAACCUGUUACUACAUCUUCUGUGGAGAACGUGCAUGCAAAAAUAUCCGAAGGUCUACCGCGGGAUAUUGCGACAGUUGCAGCGGUGGAAAAUGAGACCAGCACCCCGCACUCUCAUGUUUCGUCUCCCAUCGUGGAGUCAGGACAUCCGGAGCCGUCUGGAGAUUCACCGCGAGGCAUUAUUCAAAAAGUAGCAGAGAACCACCAGAUUAGCGUUCCGCAGUCACAUAUCGCUCCUCCAGCACAAGAGGCGGCGGUUCUUCCUGACUUACCCAAAGAGGUUCGCUCUGUGACCGCACAGCCUAAUACACCUUUCUCCACGGAUCGGGUUCAACCAGAAUCGUCUGCGAAUACAUCCUCGGGUCCUUUUGACGUUGCAACGGAGAACGAAGAGGUUAGCUUGCCGCAGCCUCAAGUUGAUUCUCUAUCAGAGGAGCUGGUGACACAUCCUGAAUUCCCUGAUGAGGAGACUUCCUCUGAGUUGACUAGGACCCCCGUCAGCCCUGCGAAUAAAAACACGCCUCAGCUUCCGAACAGUAUCAACUCGGAGAACCAUGUGGAGCAUACGGUCUCCGCCAAGGAACCUGUGCAGAUCGAGAAGAUAAAUACCUCGGUAGAAUCUAUGCCUAUUGAUGAGCUCGAGCAGACGCAAAGGCAAUCUGAUAUCGAUUCCGUACGCGUCGUACCUACACAGCAAGCGGAGGACUCAAAUGAUCCUGCUUCCAUACAGCCCUCCCUAUCACAGAAGUCUUCCCUACACGAGCAAGAAGAAUCCAAGUCACUAUCUGCUGAACCUUCUCUCGAGCCUGCUGUGACUAAGGAUAAUGCUUCAUCUUCAGCCAGUAUUGGGCCAUCAGAAGCCAGUCAGGCUCCUGAAAAGGUUGCUGUCAUUGAAGCUGGCCCUCAGCCUCUGACAACUGAAGACCGCAUCCCUCGUGCUGCGCUUGCGACUGCAUCAACAAAGCGUGCUUCUACCCCUGAGCGUUCUUCCAUACCCGAGCGCUGCAUGACUCCACCCAGUAAUGCCGUGGCUUCUCUCCCAAACCUGUUCAAACCAAUUGAUAAUGGCAAGCCACCCGCCGAACAGCCUCAACCCGAGGAGCCAGAGCAAGAAGACAGGAAUACGCCAAAGAAGCCUUUGGAUAGCCCGAUCAAACUAUCCAAGAUGCGUCCCGGCCGUCUGGACCUUGACAAGCACAACUCAAAACCCCGUCGACGAACAUCCAACGGAUCUGACGGUUCUCUUUCUGAUUUCCCGUCAUUGGUCUCUAGUCCAGGAAUUCCAGAACCUCGAACGUCCUCAUCGAAUGGUACGCCGCUUCUUCUUGAGACGCCGCCCAACUUUCCAACAGACUAUCGACCUACCCCUGUCCGCCGCAACGAUCAUACUUUGCGCGAGGACCGCCUCGUUCAUCUAGACGCCCAGAAGCCGUCCCCAAGAGACGUCUUCACGCACAAUCGAGCUCUGAGUCUGCCAUUGCAACGUUUUAUUAAUGAGAGAAUUGAGAUGAACUACGAAUCGGGGUCUAGCGAGGACCCUGUUGAAAACUCGGACUAUACUAAACAACCACCGCUAACCAGGCGUCAGAAGUCCAAAUCGGCGACAACACCAGCCGAUGUUCGACGCCUUGACCAUCCGCACCUUGCAACUACUCGGGAAGAGAGCUCUGGGCCUGACUCCGAUGCUUCCAGCGAGUCGAAGAAAGCGCAUCAUCAUAAGUGGACCCAUGCCUCGCGCCAGCAACCGCCAAACGACUUGACCACGGGACGCUUGAAGAAACGUCUGACCGCUCACCCUAGCCUGGAGAGCAUCGGACCUUAUAAGUCUAACGGAGGAGCUGAGCGAUCCUCGACCAACGUAUUGCGCAGUGGCACGCAGUCGCGACCAUCCUCUCCGACCAAACGAUUUCUUCGACCUAAAGACCAGAUGGAUGAAAAGAUCAAUUCUAUCCUGACCACCCUUCCAGGGCGGAUCCACCUAGUUCAAGCUGACCAAGACGACGAUGCAGUGUCCGUGGCGUCUUCGCUUCCCUUCCGAAGGGAGAGAUUCCGGUCACAUUCGCCUCAAGGAACCCCGACACGAAGCUUCACCCCGACUCCAUCCCUUACUAUGCGGCCCACGAUCAGUCGCAGAAGACACUCACACGCCCCCGAGGAAAGCUCAGUUAAGCUGUACCAUCUCCACCGCGGCGGGAAGUCUGCUCCCACCAAGCUCUUUGUCCGCACUGUUGGCGAGAACGGGGAACGCGUGAUGGUGCGAGUCGGUGGCGGAUGGGCUGACUUGGCUGAAUACUUGCGUGAAUACGCUAUCCACCACGGACGCCGACAUGUGUCAGAGACACCCCGCGUUGAAGUUGAAGGUCUUUCAUCCCGGGAGUCUCCGUCAUACUCGCCACCAGGAAGCCGUGUGCCAUCAGGAAGUGGACGCCAUGUACCUGCUCGACCCCGUUCGGUCCUCAGCAACCGCCCUGCGUCUUCUCUAGCGGUCCGAAAAACCAGACGCUCUUCAAACGUCUCCGACUUUGCCGAUUUCCGUACAUCCAGCGCCGGAGACGCCCUCAACGUGUCCUUCUCUCCCAUGUCGUCCGCCUUCCCAAACAGGCGCCCAUCCGUUUCCUCGAACAUUUCUGCGGGCGCCAUGUCGUCCGUCAGCGAAAUGCGCCAUGGAUCCCCAUCAACUGUCGGUGCUUCACCGGCUAUACCCCUUGGUCUUGCUGGGCCUAAACCCCGCGCAAAACAUGCCACGAUCAGUCCUGAGAGUGAAGCCUGGGUUGAAGAUGUUCUUGGUCAAGCUCGGCGAAGCUCGUCUCUGAGACCGUUCAAACUCGGCAUUCCGCCCCCUGAGGCCGAAUCAGAGGGAAAUACCCCCACGCUACCCAAGUCUCGCAGCAUCAGCGACAUUGGCAAGGCUGGGUCUAGCAAGCGUGUUGCUCUCCGUGGCCUUCGAUGA